Molecule: messenger RNA, 2183 nt
Organism: Manihot esculenta (cassava)
Lineage: Eukaryota; Viridiplantae; Streptophyta; Magnoliopsida; Malpighiales; Euphorbiaceae
Product: carboxyl-terminal-processing peptidase 3, chloroplastic
Exons: 12
Coding region: 80-1621 (513 amino acids)
Biological process (GO): proteolysis
Molecular function (GO): serine-type peptidase activity; endopeptidase activity; protein binding
Source: RefSeq, a predicted model, not a curated record
UUUAAAAAUUUGGCCGCUAAUUCAUCUGAUUCGCUCCUCUUUAAUUUGCUUCCCAAUUUCCGAUUGCCACCAAGAAAUAAUGGAGCCUCUGCCUCUGCGCUCAAAUUUCGAUCUCUCUCCCAUCUCAUCGGCGCUUCCAAAACCUGCUUUACUACCUCUAUUUUCUUCCCGUCGGAUUUCCACCUCAAUUAGGCCUCAUGUUUCCAGAAAAUGGAGCUUUUACUGUGCUUCCUCUCUUCACACCAUUAAGCAGACGAAGCCUGGACCCCAAUCCAAUGCUCCAGAUUUCUUCAGAUCAGUCGGAAGAGGUUUUAUUGGUUUUGCUGCCGGCGCUGCAGCUCUAGCCUCGCUUUGUUGCGACUCUCCCGCGUUUGCUGAGUCUGUAACGGUUGCUUUUCCUGUUUCCCGAGCUCGGGAGGUGAAUACAGUUCAAAGAACGCUUGUUGAGGCUUGGGGUUUGAUUAGAGAAACAUUUGUAGAUCCAACAUUUAACCAUCAAGAUUGGGAUUUGAAGUUGCAGCAAACGAUGGUAGAAAUGUUUCCUUUGAAUUCAGCAGAUGCUGCAUAUACUAAAAUCAGUGCGAUGCUUUCCACUCUUGGGGAUCCCUUUACUCGGAUUAUAAGUCCAAAGGAGUACCAGAGUUUUCGAAUUGGAAGUGAUGGAAAUUUGCAAGGAGUUGGAAUUUUUAUAAAUGUUGAACCAAAAUCCGGCCAGUUGGUUGUUUUGUCUUGCGUAGAGGGUAGCCCAGCUGCUCGUGCUGGCAUACAUGGAGGAGAUGAAUUGAUUGAGAUCAAUGGGGAGAGGCUUGAUGGUCUGGACAGUGAAGCUGCAGCACGGAAGCUGAGAGGGCGUGUUGGAACAUCUGUUACAGUAAAAGUCCACAGCGUGCAAGAUUCAACAAGUGAUUCUAGUAUCAAAGAGGUCAAAUUGCCUCGUGAGUACAUUAAGCUAUCCCCAAUAGCCAGCUCCAUUAUCCCACAUAGAACACCAGAUGGCCGUCAAACAAAGACUGGUUAUGUGAAGCUGUCAACUUUCUCUCAGAGUGCUGCUGCUGAUAUGGCAAAUGCAGUGCAUGAAAUGGAAACGCAAGGCGUACAUUCAUACAUUCUUGAUUUACGGAACAACCCAGGGGGUCUGGUAAAAGCCGGACUUGAUGUUGCCCAAAUAUGGCUGGAUGGGGAUGAGACUCUUGUGAACACCAUUGACAGAGAUGGAAAUAUGCUCCCCAUUAGUAUGGUGGAUGGGCAUGCCGUUACACAUGAUCCACUUGUUGUUCUUAUCAAUGAGGGAAGUGCAAGCGCAAGUGAGAUUUUAGCUGGAGCACUGCACGACAAUGGUCGGGCCAUCCUUGUAGGGCACAAAACCUUUGGCAAAGGAAAAAUCCAGAGUGUGACAGAGUUGCAUGAUGGAUCAGCUCUAUUUGUCACAGUUGCUAAGUAUCUAUCACCUGCACUUCAUGACAUAGAUCAGGUCGGGAUAAUGCCUGAUGUGCAGUGCACAACAGAGAUGCUCAAUUCACCGAAGGAUGAGAGCUCAGCCUCAUCUCUUGAAGCAGAUUCCUGUAUCAUGGUAGCUGAACAUGAGUUGGAUAUUCAAGAGUCCAGAGGGACUGCAUCUUGAGAAGGUAGGAUUCUGCUAUUCUUCAACUUCCUUAGUUGGAAUUUAGAUGUAUAUGAAAGAAGAAAGUAUUCUAUACACAUUAACUGUGCAUUUGUAUUAUAAUUUAAGUUAGAUAAGAAAUUUAGAAUCAAAUAAAGAAAAAAAAUCACACAAAUAAAUUAUUUAUCCAUUAUUUCAUUUUAGCUCUGUAUAACCAACAUGAAAGAAUGAAUACAAUGCAACUCUCAACCACUCACAAAACCAAGAAAUCAUCCAAAUCCCAGACCAUCAAAAGCCAAUCCUAUUACAUAAAUAUAUAGAAAUCAAUGCCUCAAGAGAGCAACAAAAGAUAGAACAAGAGAAGAUGCAACAAUGGCAGUGGACACUGGUAGAGAGAACCCUGCUCCAUUAUCCAUUGAAGGAGCAGGAGCAGCUGCAGUCUGUGCAGAUACACAAGUAGCUGCCAGGAAGAUGGCAGCCAUAGAGGCAACAACAAAGGCGUUGAAGCUUCUAAUCUGAGCCAUUCUAGUGAACGAUGAGAAGAGUAGUUGAAAUGAGUUUGUUGUGAAGAACUGUAGAGAGA